Molecule: messenger RNA, 2865 nt
Organism: Corylus avellana
Lineage: Eukaryota; Viridiplantae; Streptophyta; Magnoliopsida; Fagales; Betulaceae
Gene: RIK
Product: RS2-interacting KH protein
Cellular component (GO): nucleus
Molecular function (GO): RNA binding
Source: RefSeq, a predicted model, not a curated record
GACAUCGAUCUGCGCUGCGACAGAGCUCAACACGUUGUUUCAAUUACCAAUUCACCGGUUCCCGCAAAAAGGAAAAAACCCCUCCAAAUCUUCUUUAUCGCUAAAAUUUUCAUGCAAUUUUCCUCAAUCAACAGCACCGAAGCAAUAUUAACAACAUGAUUGAGGACAGUGGCGCUAAGGUUUCUUCCGAGGAUGCCUCACAAACACGGAAAAGAAAGAAGAGAAAGUGGGAUCAACCUGCAGAGUCCUUGGUUUCAACUAGUGCAGAAGUGCCAGGGGUCCUCCUACCGGGCAACAUGGCACCCCUUGGUGGGAUUGCACUUCCUGGUGUGGCUCCAGUGUCCAGCACACUUUUAAUGAAUUCACUAGGAGGCGCAGCCAUACCACAGGUGUUUCAGGCAUCUUCAAUGCAGCAACACACUACCACCGUGGUUCCAAAACCAAAGAUCCAAGAUGAGUUAAUAGCACGAGAAAUUGUCAUAAAUGAUGCCGAGUCUUCUAUUCGUUACAAGCUCACAAAACGCCAGACACAGGAGGAGAUCCAAAAGUGCACGGGUGCUGUGGUUAUAACCAGGGGUAAGUACCGUCUGCCAAAUGCUCCAUCUGAUGGGGAAAAGCCUUUAUAUCUUCACAUCUCUGCAGGGGCUCAUUUGAAAGAUACAGCUGAACGGAUACUAGCAGUUGAUCGUGCAGCUGCUAUGGUUGAAGAAAUGUUGAAACAAGGUCAGAAUUUACAGCCAGCUUCUUCCACUUUUCAUGCAGCUUUAAGCAAUGGAGUGAAGGCACCGAGCAUGUGUGUGUUUUUGGGCUUUGACCCAGAUCCAUCAUUGAACAUUGCUGCUCGUAUACGUGGACCAAAUGACCAGUAUAUAAAUCACAUUAUGAAUGAAACAGGAGUUACUGUCUCACUAAGAGGAUGUGGUUCAGGAGAAAUUGAAAGCUUACAUGGAGAAGAAGGACAGCAACCACUGCAUUUAUUAUUGUCAAGCAAUAAUCCAAAAAGUCUCGAAGAUGCUAAGAGUCUGGCUGAAAAUUUGUUGGAUACAAUCAGUGUAGAGUGUUGUGCUUCUAGGGUUUCAUCAUGUAAGGUUUAUAGUGCUGUUCCGCUUCCACCUCCACAGCUGGUUUACAGUGCUGUUCCUCCCCCUCAGCAGUUAUUGGCUGGAGUUCAGAGUUCUGGGAAUGAACUGACAGUAAAUGCAAGUUCUGCUGCUGGUUUGACAUCUGCAAGUGUGGGCUCUGCGCCAGCUCCCCAUGUUUCCUCCAUUAGAGCCCCAGGGCUCCCUCCUGUCUUUUCUCAAGGGACAGUAUCUCAAUCUGGUGGAUAUUUAAAUUCUGGGGUGUCUCAAGGAAAUGUGAUUGGCUAUUCCCAGCAUUUAUUAUCUGGUGGAACAAGCUAUAUCGGAUAUGGUGGGAUAUAUCCUCAAGCCACACCAUUGCAACAAGUUGCUCUGGCCCUUAGGCAGUCACCUUCUCCGGUCACUUCUACAAUUGCUCCUACAACAUCAAUACCAAACAAAGAAUCAAAGCCGGGUUUUAGAUCUGAUUCUGAGAAGGAGAAACGGCAUCCACAGAGGCGGAAGUUUCAGGAACUACCAGCUGGGUCAAAGGGUCCUGCAAAACUUAUUCAGGUAUUUUCUCUGACCUUCUAUGAAGCUAACAGGCCGAUACUGGACCUCUCUAUUGGGUCGUUGGUUUGUAUGUUUCACAGGGUUUUCAGUUGUGGAGGUGCCAUGGCUGGGGCACAAAUGGCUACAGAGCUUUUGAUCAAAAGCCAAUUCUAGAUUUUAUGCUGAUUGGUUUUAUCUUGCAUCUUUGUGCUGAAUUGUGUUAUACAAAUCUUAUACUUUUCCUGCAAUGAGUCCAAUGUUUGCUUCCUCAAUGGGUGGCCACCACCAAAAUGGACAGCUAAACUACUAUUUGAGAAGAGGUUCUCCCACCACCAAAGCGAGCUUUGAUUUUAAUUGUCAUUGAAAUUUAGUGGCUGCAGAGCAGAUUUUCUAUUCAUGAAUCAGUUUAAAAACUGACUUGAUCAAGUACUUCACUAGGACCCCUUCUGUUCUAUCAUGCAUUUCACGCUAACCAGUGGUCAAACUGAAUGGCAAGCAUUUGUUUUGGUUUGUACUUUGACUUAUAAUGUCAUUGUACUGUGGUUUUGUGAGGCACAACCCCUCGCAAGAACCAAAUUUGAUUUUGAGAAAAUAGAAAAAUCUGUCAUGAAAAGACUCUUGGGUUAAUUUGAUUGGAGAUUUCUGGUCAUGAACAUUGGCACGUAAAGUCUUGGGAUGACCCCUUUCAAAGCCCUAGCUAGGGUUGAGAAAGUGAUGUAUGUUAUACCUAUUUUCUCUCUCUUUUUGAGUCAGGUUCCUGGGACAGGACAGGAAGUCAUGUUUCCAGAAAACAAAAUAUAUCGAAGUUAAUGUUUGUAUCGAUGGCUAUACCUCUUCACUAGGAAGAAAUUGGCUGUCUGUGCUGGUGGACAAGCACCCAAAGGAGAAGAUGAUACUCAAUGCAUGUUAAAUUACAGUUAAACCCUUUGGCACCAGUGUUUAUAUGUUGUCUACCUUUAUAGUGAUAACCAUCUGUUUCAAACCUAAGAUUUGGAAGUGUGGUUAUUUCUAUGUACCAACUUGCACAAAUCCUGACAUUGAUAUCUGUACUUGACAAAACUCUAUGUGAACACUAGGGCUUACAUUUUUGCCCGGAUCAUCUAGAAACCUAAGCACUAACACUCAUUCAAAGAUAUCAAAUCAAGUUGAGUUAUGUGCCUGCCAGUGCCCUGUUCUUUUCUUCCCAAUUGCUCCCUACCUUCUUCCUCUGUAUAUGUUUUUUAAUUUUGAAAGUUUUGUGUUAUAGUUCUGAAUU